Messenger RNA from Emiliania huxleyi CCMP1516, 2037 nucleotides. RefSeq lists its product as hypothetical. The transcript has a single exon. Bases 1 to 2037 code for a protein of 678 amino acids. NCBI's taxonomy places the organism in Eukaryota, Haptophyta, Isochrysidales, Noelaerhabdaceae. Gene Ontology annotation, molecular function: metallopeptidase activity. The record is from RefSeq and is a predicted model, not a curated record.
AUGCGCUCGCUCGCGUUCGCGCUGGCCCUCGCCGCUGUUCCAGCCUCGGCGUGGGUCCUCACCGGCGGCGGGUCGUCUACCGCUGGCUGCGACGCGAAGGGCGACAUCGACAGCUUGUACGACAGGAUUGUCCUCUGGCCGCUGUCGGAGCCCGACCCGCCAGAAGAGGUCACAACAAAAGGCCUCAACGGUGGGCUAACCUAUGCGAUCCACCCGCAGUUCUGCGAGCGGAUGCUUCCGCGCUUUCCGGAGGAGGACUUUGAGUCGAUCGAGAACAUCUUUGGCUUCUCGUUUCUCGACUGCGACCGCAUCCGCAAGGCGGUCGCCGAGGCCUUCAACACCUGGGCGAUCAAUCACAAGUACCUCCACUUUGAGGACGUCACCGCAGCGUGCUGGAAGAGCUGGGAGGCUGCUGGAUCACCAAGCUGUGAGAGCUCGCCUAAAGACGCAACAUGGCAGGACGUCCUGCCUAAAGACGCAACAUGCGAGUGCCCGAACGCCGAGCUCCUGAUCACAACGAACGACUUGUGGACAGCGGACAGAGAUGACCCAUCGAUCAGCCAAGGCGAUUAUGCGGCCUUUGUCAUAAACGGCAAGCUGGGUCUAGACUCGGCGGGUGAAACACCCUUGAAGACGCGCUUGACGUCGGGCGCGGUUAUUCCUGGGUCCCAACGCGGGCUGCAGCGCUCGGAGAUGACGGUCAGCACCGAGCUCUGCUGGUACCUCGAUACCACCUUCUGCUACCAGUUCCACUCGAUGAACGACGCCGGGUGGGACGUCGUCCUCUUCAUGCGCAUUGUCGUCACCGUCGUCUCCAUCGCGUGCGCCGGCAUCUUUUGCACCAUCCUCACAGCCGGCCUCCGGAACGCGCUGUGCCCGUCGCAGGGGACGCGCGCGGAGUCAUCUGUCAAGAAGGUCUUUGGCCGGCGCACCGAUGCUGUCCUCCUCUUCCUCGCGCGUACGCCGCUCUUCUGCCUCCUCUUCUCGCUCUUCUGGCUGAUUGCUGCGCCCGUCUUCUACUUCACCAUCUUCCUCCCCUGCUGGGACUGCUACGACUUCAAGGCGACCCUCGCGCACGAGGUUGGGCACGUGCUUGGCUUCGACCACCCGGACGAGACCGACUGCGGCGGCGAUUGCGUCCUUAGCGCACGCAACCUGCAAACCAAGGCGGAAAUCGUCAUGGGCGAUAGCGCGUGCAAUAUGCCCCUCAGUGAAACCACCAUCGAGUGGAUUCCGAACUCGGACAGAAAGGACUGCUCGAACCUCCCAGACGGAGACCCGCACGACUCGAUCAUGUUUUCGGUGACCAAGCACCGAUCCCGCACCUGCCUCACCGCCGACGACCUCGAGGGCCUCAACUUUUUGUACCCUCUCUGCGGCGACGAGGCCUUGACCGAGCCGGAGUGCCUCGAGUCGCUCGAGCUCUCGGGGUACCUUCGCUUCACGCUCGCCAUCGGCAUGCCCUACGCGCUCUCCACGAUCAUUCUCUGCCUGCUGCAGUGCUGCGUCUCGGCGUACAUGAGGCGCCGCACUCGACACUACGAGCAGGCCGUCUCCAGGCUGCGACGCGACAAGUCCGACAUGCGGCGGGAGAACGCGAAGCUCAAGCUGCGGCUGUCCCAGAUCGAGACGGGCGAGGAGCCCGCCCCGCGACACAAGAUCUUCGGCGCCUUUGGGAGGAGCUCGCGCUCCAUCAUCAGUUCCCUCUUCACGCCGCGCCGCGCGCACACCCCAAACGCGUCGCCCUCCAAGCAAGAGCCGGUCGCAAGCACCCCCCUCGACAGCCCGACUGGCGAGGUGGACGCCGAGGACCUUGAGCGCAUGUCGAUGGUGCGCGAGUCGGUCAGCGAGGCACACGCUCGCUUCUCGACCGCCUCGCAGGAUGUGUCGGCGCGCAGCAGCACGCGCCGCAGCUUCUCAGGCAUGCCCUCGAGUGAUAGCGGACUUCGCGUGGACGGGACGCCUCGCGGCGGCUCCGACUCGCCGGCUCUGCAAGCGAUCGCGAUCGAUGCCUCGCCCUGGCUGGCCAAGGACUAG